CACGGCAAACGCAUUUUGAAGACAGUUGUGCUGGUGAUAAAUGCGAGCUAACAGAGUUAACGCAAUUAUCAGGUUGGACUAGCAUUAUUUUGCAAAAUGGGAAUAGCCGAUGAGGCUGACCGGACUCUGUUUGUCGGGAACCUGGACCCUCAAGUCACAGAAGAAGUUAUAUUUGAGCUGUUUCUACAGGCUGGGCCAGUGAUAAAAGUCAAAAUCCCUAAAGACAAUGAUGGAAAAUCAAAACAGUUUGCGUUUGUAAACUUCAAACAUGAAGUGUCUGUGCCCUACGCUUUAACCCUGAUGAAUGGGAUCCGUCUGUACGGACGGCAGCUCAACAUUCAGUUCAGAGCCGGCAGCAGUCAUCUCAGUCAGGAAGGCAAAAGUCCAGCAAACUCUCAGAACCCCAGUCCAGCAAACACACCAGCUCACCGCGGUGGAAGAACCCCUGAGCAGCUGGGCUCUCCGUCCUACUCUCCUCCGCAGCAUAUCCAGAGAUCUUUCUCUUCACCUGACAGUCUGCAGAGACAGGCCUUGAUGAACAACAUGUGGCAGGUUCAGAUGCAGCAGUUGCUCCAGUUCAAUGGAGGUCUCCAGCAGGGCAUGCAGCAGCUGCGCAGUCCAGCAGACAGUGAUCACUGGCAGCAGGAUCGGUCCGGCCAGCGCGGUCAUCGCCACCCUCACCAGGACAACAACAACAAUCAUGGCAGAGAUCAGCGGCACGGCCACAGCGGGAACAGCUAUGACCGGCAUCGGCGCGACGGCCAGCGAGGCGACUUCUAUCACCAUGAUGACCGCAGCGGAGGACACAGCAGGAAUUACCCUCCUGAACGAUGGAGAGACUCUAGUGAGGGACGAUGGAAACCCUUUUAAAAGCAUUUUAGUUCUCCUGUAAGCAUUUUUAAUCAACUGUUUUAAUAACCUUAUGUUAUCCUCCUAGAUUUUAAUUUUUUUAUUUUGUGGAUUGCAUCUCAACUGUUUAUAAAAAGAGCAAAUUUUUGACAUGAGGUUCAGACAUUUCGACUGGGAUGCAAGAACAAAAAAAAAAUACAAAACUAGUAAUAAAUGGGUCAUUUUGUGUGCUGACCUGUUUUAAAUGUAUAUUUUGAUCUCAGGGGGGUACUUCUGUUUAUCAUUUUUAUUUGUAAGAAUGUCCUUUUUGAGAUGUAUUUCUGUACAACAGCAAAAUGCAUAAAAGAACAAAAUAUGGUAGAUUUCUUUUUCUCUAGCUAUUUGUAAUUUCUCAGGAUUUCUCAUGAAAAAUAGAAAACUAGUUUUCAGGUGACUUAUGUGUGAUAAACAAUUUUAUUUUUUACUGAUUCUGUUUACUUUCUACUUUGCUCUUUAGGAAUUUGAUUAGGAUCAUGCUGAAUAUUAAUUCGUCAUUAUAGUCUUUGAAAAUUUGUAACGAUAACUAGUUUUAAUAACUUUGGCAUAUACACUUUUUACUGUCAAGUGCAAGAUUUGAUUUCAUAAAAAUCACAGUUUACUGAUC
This is a messenger RNA of Carassius carassius (crucian carp), 1492 nucleotides long. RefSeq names its product RNA-binding protein 7-like. The coding region runs from base 97 to 870 and encodes 257 amino acids. The record is from RefSeq and is a predicted model, not a curated record. Gene Ontology annotation, molecular function: single-stranded RNA binding. Lineage: Eukaryota; Metazoa; Chordata; Actinopteri; Cypriniformes; Cyprinidae. Gene Ontology annotation, cellular component: nucleus. Gene Ontology annotation, biological process: regulation of alternative mRNA splicing, via spliceosome. The transcript is spliced from 5 exons.